UAUUUUGUAUCAGUACUUCAUUCCUUUUUAUGGCUGAGUAAUAUUCCAUUAUAGGAAUAUGCCACAUUUUUAUCCAUCAUCAGUUAAUGGACAUUCGAGUUGUUUAAUCUUUUGUACUAUUACGAAUAACUGUGUUGUAAACAUCCAUGUACAGGUUUUUGUGUGGAUAUGUUUACAUUUCUCAUAUAUCUAGGAGUGGAAUUGCUGGGUCAUAUGGUAACUCUGUUUAGCUUUUUGAGGAACUGCCAGAUGUUUUCGAAAGUGGACUGCACCAGCAGGAUAUGAGAGUUCUGAUUUCUCCAUAUCCUUGUUAACACUUACUAUCUGUCUUUUGAGUUAUAGCUGUGAUGUUGGUACCUCACUGUGGUUUUGAUUUCCAUUUCCCUUUUGGAUGGUAAUGUUGAGCAUCUUGUCCUAUGCUUAUCAGCCCUUUGUGUAUCUUUGGAGAAAUGUCAAUCCAAUUCCUUUGCUCAUUUUUAUAUUGAAUUUUUAAAAAACUUUGAUAUUGUAUGAGUUUUUUAUAUAGUCCGGAUACAAAUCCCUUAUCACAUAUACUGUUUGCAAUGUUUUUUCCAUUUUCUCUCAUUUUGCGGGGUUUCUUUGUACUUUUUUGAAUAGUGUUCUUUGAAGUACAAACAUUUAAACUUUUGGUGAAUUCUAAUUUAUAUUUUCUUUAACUGGUUGUGCUUUUGGUGUCAUAUCUAAAACAUUGCCAAAUCCAAGAUUAUGAAGAUUUACUACUAUAUAUUUUCCUAAGAGUUUUACAGUUUUAGCUCUUACAUUUAGUUCUUGAUCUAUGUGGAUCAAGGAAUAGGUAGGUAGGAAUAGGUAGGAAUCCAGUUCAUUCCUUGUAUGUGCCUAUCUGUUUUUUUCCAGCACCAUUUUUUGAAAAGACUAUCCUUUUCCUAUUUAAUUUUUUUUUUAAGGGGGGCAGAGGAAAAGGGAGAGAGAAAAUCUUAAACAGGCUCCACACCCAGUGAGGAGCCUGACAUGGGACUUGAUCUCACCACUCUGAGAUCAUGACCUGAGCCAAAAUGAAGAGUUGGAUGCCUAACUGACUGAGCCACCCUUGCGCCCCUAUCCUUUCCCUGUUUAAUGGUCUUGGCACCCUUGUUGAAAACCAAUUGACCAUAAAUAAUAUAGGUUAUCAUUUUUUUUAACUAUUUCUCUACGUUGGACAUUUAGGUCACUUCCAGAUUUUUGUUUUUCUAAAUUAUCCUGUGUUAAACACAGCAUAACAGGCAUAAGGCUCUUCUGUUUUUGAAGUUAUUUUGGUAGAAAGUGUAUUCAGAAGUGAAAUUACUGGGUCAAAGAUGAAAUGAGUGUGUUUUGGAGCUCAUUGAAUGAGGCAUUAAACCUUCAAUGUCAAGAUGUUAAGAGCAACAGAAUGCUUCUUUAUUCAUCAGUUGCUAUAGCUUAAGGGCUGGAUUUCUAUAAAAGCCUUUUGCUGUAAGAUGGAUGGAUUCCCUGACUUAUUCUUUGACUGCUUCUAAGAGACUAAGUAAAUCUAGAGUGAAAAACUUCAACACCAGGGGCAAACAGGACAUGUCAUAAUUUUCUAAAUGGUGUAAAGAAAAAAAAAGUGUCAUCACAUGCAGUAGGAGAAUAAAAGUCUUUGAGAGAACUGGGGUUGAAAUUUAGACCUUAAAUCAGUGCCUUGAAAGUCCCUGGAGCAAAAACGAUGUUUUAUUCUUAGUUUCUCUUCUGACCUUGAUAAUCAGGUUAAUUUGCAUUCAUCUUAGUCUCAGAGAUGGCUAACUUAAAUCUGUGUUUAGUAGAUAGUACCUGGUUAAAAAAAAAAUCAAAUGCAAAAGGCUAUUAGGAGAAAAUCACGUUUCCUUUUCAUUUUGCCCCUCAUUCUCCCUUAGGGGUAUCCAUGGUACUAUUGUUAAUUGUGUUUGUUAUAGACUAGUUCAUACAUAGAUUAUCUCUGGAAAAAUAGUAUAUACAAAAUUAAACAUUUUAAAGAUUUUGAUACUUCCUGACAUUCAUUUUCAAAAUGGUUACUUACAUCAGUUUAUGGUGGCAAUACAGUGCUAGUUAGGAAGAUUCCAUUUUUGUUUAUAUUUCUUUGAAUAUUCUUUCCUUAAUAUUGGAUAUCCAGUUUAUAUUUCCUCUUGCGUGUAUUGUCUGCUCUUGUCUUUUGGCAUGCUGUUUGAUUUUGAUUGGAGUUGUCCUUUAUGAGAUUUAUUUUGGCAGCCUUUUGUAGUUGGUUGUUUUACAAUAGUCUGGAUUUGGGGAGAAAAGUUAAAAUGCUUUUUGUAACAUGCUACGCGGUAUGUGAGCUGAACAAGGGUCGAGGCAGUAGGGAAAAAGAAGUUAAAUGCUUGAGGGAGAAAUUUAUAAGAUUUGGAAAGUACGUGCAGUCCAAGAUGACUUCCAGGGCAAUUCCUCUCCUGCAGUUACUUUUGGAUGGAAGUAUGCACUUUUCCCAAUAGAAGAUGGUAAUCUCGGAGAAUGACCAUGGAGAAGGGGAUGAGUUCUGGAGAAGGGCUGCCUUCCAGAUCAUCUCAGGUUUCGGCUGUUAAAAUAACAGUCAAAGAGUUCGAAACAAAGCAGUCCCAUAAGGAGAAGCGAGGGGGCUUUGUGUUGGUACAUGCAGGUGCAGGUUAUCAUUCCGAAUCCAAAGCCAAGGAAUAUAAACAUGUAUGCAAACGAGCUUGUCAGAAGGCAAUUGAAAAGCUACAGGCUGGUGCUCUUGCGACAGAUGCAGUGACUGCAGCUCUGGUGGAACUCGAGGAUUCUCCUUUUACAAAUGCAGGAAUGGGAUCUAAUCUAAAUCUCUUGGGUGAAAUUGAGUGUGAUGCCAGCAUAAUGGAUGGAAAAUCCUUAAAUUUUGGAGCUGUUGGAGCACUGAGUGGAAUCAAGAAUCCAGUCUCCGUUGCAAACAGACUCUUGUGUGAGGGGCAGAAGGGCAAGCUCUCGGCUGGCCGAAUUCCUCCCUGCUUUUUAGUUGGAGAAGGAGCCUACAGAUGGGCAGUAGAUCAUGGAAUACCCUCUUGCCCUCCUAACAUCAUGACCACAAGAUUCAGUUUAGCUGCAUUUAAAAGAAACAAGAGGAAACUAGAGCUGGCAGAAAGGGUGGAAACAGAUUUCAUUCAACUAAAGAAAAGAAGACAAUCAAGUGAAAAGGAGAAUGACUCAGGCACUUUGGACACAGUGGGCGCUGUAGUGGUGGACCACGAAGGGAACGUUGCUGCUGCUGUCUCUAGUGGAGGCUUGGCCUUGAAACAUCCAGGGAGAGUUGGACAGGCUGCUCUUUAUGGAUGUGGCUGCUGGGCUGAAAAUACUGGAGCUCAUAAUCCCUACUCCACAGCUGUGAGUACCUCAGGAUGUGGGGAGCAUCUUGUACGUACCAUACUGGCUAGAGAAUGUUCACACGCUUUACAAGCUGAAGAUGCUCACCAAGCACUGUUGGAGACUAUGCAAAACAAGUUUAUCAGUUCACCUUUCCUGGCCAGUGAAGAUGGUGUGCUUGGAGGAGUGAUUGUUCUCCGAACUUGCAGGUGUUCUGCAGAGUCUGACUCCUCCCAAGAUAAGCAGACACUUCUAGUGGAAUUUCUUUGGAGCCACACGACAGAGAGCAUGUGUGUUGGAUAUAUGUCAGCCCAGGAUGGGAAAGCCAAGACUCACAUUUCGAGACUCCCUCCUGGUGCGGUGGCGGGACAGUCCGUGGCAAUCGAAGGCGGGGUUUGCCGCCUGGAGAGCCCAGUGAACUGACCCUUCAGGCUGAGCAUGAAGCGUCCGAGAGGCAUUUCAGAGCCUGAGCGUUUCGGGGAUUUUAACUGAAGUUGGAUGUUUUAUCUUCGCCAUUUUAUAAUUCCUCUUUGCAGCCUCGUGCACGGCUCGCAACACUAGUGCUGCUGCAGUUAGCGCUUAGUGACGUGCGGGUCUUCCGCUGGUGGGCAGGACUGAGUGCGCGUGUGUGCGCGCGCGUGCAGUGCGUGUGCCUGCUUCUCCCUCGAUGAAAUACAAGCUCCUUAUUGUGUAACCUACGACCAGGAAUGAUUAAAUCAUCUUUACAAAAUGUGUGCUUUACUGUUUACAAGUAAAACCUAAAGUUACAAAGGAAACAUUUUUGAUUUCAUACAGAGGUACCAGCUGUCGUUGAUGUGGUGUGUCUGAACUGAAGAGUAAAUCUACUUGUUUAAAUGAUUUGACAGUGGUAGUGCUCCAUUUAAUAACAGUACUAAGUGAUAAAGUGUUUUUAUUUGUUAACCAGUUUAAGUGGAUCCUGUGGUAACUUAAACUGUUAUUCUCAUCCCUCAUAUGGGGCAUUUUUCUUUAACAAAGAAUGGUUUCAGUGAAACAAUCUAGCAGAGAAUUAAGGUCAGAACCUUUUUAAAUAAUAGUCUUAUUGAUAAAGUUUGUACUUCUUUCCUCAAGCUUUUCUAAGCUUAAAUACUGCAUAUCUUCGAGCUAUAUGUACUAUAUAAUGAAAGAAUAUGUAAAGAGAACAUACAGGAAUGCACAGUCCUUAAUUUGUGUAUAAUGGAAUGUUAUUUACAAUGUAACACUGUAAAUAAGAAAGCAAAAUUUAUGGGAAAAUUCAAUAUUAUCUUUGUUUCUUGUUUAAAUAUAUUUUUAAGAUAAAGGCACAAAAAUAAAAGAAGCAUAUUACUGGGUAUAGUGUGUGACUCCUCUUCUCAGACUAAUAA
Messenger RNA from Zalophus californianus (California sea lion), 4658 nucleotides. RefSeq names its product taspase 1 (gene TASP1). The transcript is spliced from 14 exons. Gene Ontology annotation, biological process: protein maturation. The record is from RefSeq and is a predicted model, not a curated record. Gene Ontology annotation, molecular function: threonine-type endopeptidase activity. Bases 2458 to 3720 code for a protein of 420 amino acids. Lineage: Eukaryota; Metazoa; Chordata; Mammalia; Carnivora; Otariidae.